Messenger RNA from Labrus mixtus (cuckoo wrasse), 418 nucleotides. RefSeq names its product ATP synthase membrane subunit K, mitochondrial-like. The coding region runs from base 92 to 355 and encodes 87 amino acids. The transcript has 3 exons. NCBI's taxonomy places the organism in Eukaryota, Metazoa, Chordata, Actinopteri, Labriformes, Labridae. The record is from RefSeq and is a predicted model, not a curated record.
AAACAGGAAUGUUUAUUGAAAUGAAACAUGAGACUGUGAAGUAAAGAAACACGAUUUAACGUGAUAUUUUACUUGACAACUGUCUGCAGUAAUGCCGACGUCCCCUGUUAAAACGCGGAUCCCCCUCACCAGCUUCGGUCAUCUCAUAACAGAGGUUAAGAAGCAGCUGUUUGGCAUUGAGACUCCAGCUUCUGUGGAACUGACGGGUUUGAGGAAAUACUUCAAUAGCUACACAUUGCAGGGACGCCGAAAUUGUGUGUUGGUUACCUAUGGGGUCUUUGCUGUAACUGCUGCCGCCUACUUCCUGCACAGACAGAACAAAACAGAGAACCAGAGGUCCAACGCUGCAGCCUGAAGAAUGAAUGAAAAUGACACGACACUACCUGUACUCUGUUAAUAAAUCUAUUUAAAUGCAGAA